AUGUCGAAGCUAAUACCAUUGACACUAGCAAAUUCAAGGGCAGUAAAUUUGUCUGUUAGGUGGACUAGUACAAUCAAUCGUAGUACUAAGACAAACGGCUCCAGGGAUCCACAAAGUACUGCUGCAAAAGGAAAAUCGGUGAACGAAUUCAUACAGAAAGUAUUAAAACUGAAGGACAUAAAGAGUGUUGCACCUGAAUCAGCAUUAUAUUCAGUUCUAUCCGACAUAGGUGCAAAGCAUGGCUUGAAAGAUAUCAAAAACAAGAAAACGUUUGCUAAUCUGCAAUUACUGCUCCUGCAGAAGAGAAUUUCCGAUGGUGAAAUCUCAGAGUGUCUCACAAAAUUGGAUAACCAUAAAGAAAUCACUAACAUUGUUAGUCCAAUCCAUCCAAAUGCAAAGCAACCAAUCAAGAAGAAAGUGAUCCAUGUCAAUCUAAAACCUUCAACAGCUAAACCGAAUCACAACUUGGACGAUGAUACUAUUUCAAGUGGACUGGCAAGAAAAUCCGCUGAUCAAUCCAAAGUAGCUGGUAAAUCAACAAAAGGGGAUAUAGAUAUCAAAGCGCUAGAAAACUACCUGGAUCUAAUUGAAUUAAGGGAAAAGCAAAAGCAGAAUAUGCAAAAUAUGACCAAGCGUGCCUAUAAAUGGGAUGAAGUUACUAGUAAUGUGGGUGUUUCACCCGGAAAGAUGAUUUUUGGUUCAGACAUAAAUACAACUACUAAAUCAAAUAUAAAGAUACGAAGAAUGACUAAUAAAAUUGCUACUGUAACUGGGUUCCUGAAUAAAAGUAAAAAAAGAUAUAAGCCCAUUUUGAUCUACGACCUUUCAUCAAAAGAGACAACAAACAAAUUAUUAGGAAAGAAUUUUAAUUUAUUUAAUGUUAAUCACACUGACUUAUUUGGGAUAAUCAAUGCAGCACACUUUCCACCCGAGGAAAUACUGGGACUUAUAAGUAAAUUUGAAGAUGACGGGUGGAAGUUGAUUGGUAAUAUUCACGAUAAGGAAUACUGUGUUGUAUUUCAAGGUGAUGAAUCAAAGUUGAUAGUUGAUAACAAACCUAAUAUCUUGAUUCCUACUGCAUUGAUGUUGGUUGGUUUUGGCUCUUUGUAUUAUUAUUACGUCAAUUAUUAUGACGAGGAACAGUCUAAAGUAGAAGAGGACAAUUAA
Messenger RNA from Nakaseomyces glabratus, 1167 nucleotides. It is a transcript of the gene MRX4, whose product is annotated as Mrx4p. The record is from RefSeq and is a predicted model, not a curated record. Lineage: Eukaryota; Fungi; Ascomycota; Saccharomycetes; Saccharomycetales; Saccharomycetaceae.